CAGCCGCGCGUCACUUCCGGUUGCGGCCGGGGCCCGGCAGGGGAGUGCGGUGCGGUCCGGUGCCGUCCCGUCCCCUCCGGCGCGGCGCGGCCCUGCCCGAGGGGCGGCAUGGAGAAGCUGCGGCGGGUGCUGACCGGGCAGGACGACGAAGAGCAGGGACUGACUGCGCAGGUCCUCGAUGCCUCUACACUCAGCUUUGGUACUCGAAUCAGGUGGUUUGCCAUAUGUUUCGUUGCUGGUGUUGUAUGUUCUAUUCUUGGAGCAUCGCUAUGGUUCCUGAAGGGGAUCAAACUUUGUGCAGUGUUUUACACCCUGGGAAAUAUUGCUGCAUUAGCCAGUACAUGUUUCCUGAUGGGGCCAGUGAAGCAACUGAAAGCCAUGUUUGAGCCAAAAAGAUUAAUAGCUACAAUUUUGGUGUUGCUUUUCCUAGUAUUGACUCUGUGUGCUGUAUUCUGGUGGAACAAAAAAGGUUUGGCACUGCUAUUCUGCAUAUUGCAGAUGUUGGCAAUGACCUGGUAUAGUCUGUCAUAUAUUCCUUUUGCAAGGGAUGCUGUGAUUAAAUGCUUCACAUCCUGUCUAGGGUAAAUUACAAACAGGAUCCGCUGUAUGCUUUAAAAGCCAAGUCUUAUUCCUCUGUGAAUCUUGCCCUGAAAACUGUACUUUUUCCACUCAUGCAAUACCCAGUAACAAUUUAGUAUGUUCCUUGCCUUUUGCAUUUGGGGAAUUAAUUAAAAUUUUUACUAGAAACUUUUUUAAAAAUAAACUGGUUAAACUGUUUGUGUUUAUCCUGGAACUUUUAGGCUUUUUUUUAACAAAAAAGUACAUUUAAAUACUUUGUGCGGAGUAGUCUUAAAACUACCUUGCAUCCAGUAACACUUUAUUCCCCAGUGUAGGCAAGCCACUAAGAUCUGGGUAGUAUGCAUAAAGAUUUCACUUACAGUUCUAAAAUUUGCAAUGUGCCGUUUACAUUUGUAUGUUAUUUGUUGUACGCUUUUCCAAAGACAGAGUUUUAUAAACGUUGUAAAGAUUUGGUAAGUUAUAACUAACUGCUCCUUUAAAAUGUCUAUCCAUGUGCCUUAUGGAAAAAUCCUGAGAGUGAGUAUGUGAAAGGUCUGUUUAAAGCUUGUUGGAUUUUAUUAAAAACCUAUAUUUAAAACUUUUUUUUACUUUCAUACUUAAAUACUUUUUACUAGAAGAACUUACGGCUAAUGUAUAAAUGAGAUUUGUGAAAUAGAUAAGUUUUAAAGGUGCCUAAACUAUUUUUUCUUUACAAAUUGGCUAUAGAGGGCUAAAAAAUUCAGCAUUACACUUGAAUAAAUAUGAAAAUAUAAAAAGUGGGAUAUAUAUAUAUGACUGUAUCCUAAUUUGGCAAUUAGGUUUGCAGAAGUGAUUUUAAAGCUUCUUUGUGUAGUAUUUAGACAAACUGUUUAUUCUGACUUAAACUGAUAACAGAUUGAAGUGAAAUACUCUUAAUACUUUGCCUAGCUUCAAUAAGAUGUCUCAUUUCUGGUUUUUUGCAACUAAGAGCUAUUCAGUUAUUCAGGAUCAAAGUGAAAUCCUUGGUAUUUGGUGGCUGAUAUAUUACAGAAGGUUCUUUUUAGCACAGGAUGGAUGUGCUUGAUUAUGUGCUUUCUAAACCCCAGUUGUUUUGGGUUUUAUUUUUUCUUUCUGAUAAGAUUUUAAAAGAUGCGAGCUGCAGUUUCAGGAAGGGGAAAAAGCCCCCUGCCUGUAAGUAUUCAGGGUUGAGGCUAAAGAGACAAAUUGCAGUACAUUCCUGUAUAUCUCAGUGUAUGUUGCACAAAAUAGCAACAUGUUUUGGGGAAGCUGUGUGAAGGAUGAUUGCGUGAUUUUGCAGCUAAACUGCUGAUCAAGCCACACCUUUUAACUGACUAGUAACAGUAAAUGUUACAAGUGCCAGUGAGGCAUCCUUCCUGCUGGUGAUAGGGGACCAGGUAGGCCUGAUUGCUGCAGCAGGGUCUUGGGCUUGUUAGUGCUGCGUGGUGUAAUGACAGCCUUUCCAGCUCUGCCUGUCACAGCCCAUGGAUGCUGAUGGACCCUUGAGUGAAUUUUUAGUUCCUUUCAGUUUUCAUUAAAGAUGAACUAGUAUGUGUGUAGGUAGUGAUGGAUGUCAUCCUGGAAAUUACUAUGCUGCUGCUGACCACAGCUGGCACUGGAGAGAUCCCAUUCCGCUGGUCGGUGCUUCAGGACUGGGUGGUUGUUUGCUCUGGAGCUGGUUUUGCACAUCAACCACCAGUUCUGGUACACAAUCACCUUCACUGUGAUCUUUAAUUAGAAUGGUAGUAGUUAUUUAGGUUGGUUUGUUUUUUGUUGUUUUGUGGGUUUUUGUAAUUUAUGUGCUAUGGUAAAUAACAAAGCUAACACUCAUCAGUUAACACUCAAGAUCACCAGAACAGAAUGGGUUCAAGAACUGAGGUCCAGAAGUUCCAUGUACUGGUAUGUUUUUGUAUGCACUUUGGUCUGUUUAUAUCAUGUGCAGUCUUCUUUUUCUGUCCUGAACAUGUAAGGAUAAACUUUCUUUAUUUGCAUACA
This is a messenger RNA of Falco peregrinus (peregrine falcon), 2550 nucleotides long. RefSeq names its product SFT2 domain containing 1 (gene SFT2D1). NCBI's taxonomy places the organism in Eukaryota, Metazoa, Chordata, Aves, Falconiformes, Falconidae. The coding region runs from base 109 to 585 and encodes 158 amino acids. Gene Ontology annotation, biological process: vesicle-mediated transport. The transcript has 8 exons. The record is from RefSeq and is a predicted model, not a curated record. Gene Ontology annotation, cellular component: membrane.